AUGGCCGGUUCUCAGGGACUGCUGACCUUCAGCGAUGUGGCCAUAGAAUUCUCUGAGGAAGAGUGGAGACGCCUGACCCACAGUCAGCGGCAACUGUACCUGGAUGUGAUGUUGGAGAACUAUGGACACCUCCUCUUCUUGGGUCUCCUUCUGUCAAAGCCAGACGUGAUCAUGUUUUUGGAGCAAGAGAAGCAGCUCUGGGAUGUGAAGAGAAAGGAGACCAGAGGCUUCCAUCCAGGUAGGAAGGUAAGUGCUAUGGAAAUGAAAUAUGGCAAAGUCUUGAAAUGUGAACAAAGAUGGAAACCAUCCUCCCCAAGGCACCAGUCUCUCUAUGCCAUUGACCAGAACUAUCACAAGGGCCAUUCUAUGUUGAAGCAUAUAACUGUAGCAGAGGUGGAUGUGGAAGAUGUUUAUCUUUGCAGUUGUUCCUGUGGCCAAUGGCUGGAAGAUCUUAAAGUCAGACCUUCCAGGUACAUUGACUUUGGGAUCUACCCUGCAUGUGACUGUAUAGCAGUGCCAGGCCUUUGCCGUUGGCCCUAUGGCCGAUGGUUGGAAGAUCUUAAAGUCAAACCUUCCAGGUACAUUGACUUUGGCAUCUAUCCAGCAUGUGACUGUACAGCAAUGCCAGGAACCUUUGAAACUAUUGUGAUUCAGUCCUGGAAUUUUGAGCGGAGCAUGCAUUGUCGAUCAGGUGGCACAUUUGUGAAAAGUAGAAACUCAGAUGCUACCCAAACAUCCAAAUCGGAGGACAGUGAUGGGGCAAGUGAAGAGGAUCCAAGAAAUCCUGGACGAAACACCCAAGCCAAGGCAAUUGCCCUUAAUGAGACUCUCACUGCCCCAAAUGGUGAAGGAUAUAAACCGCUGUGGAAAACCUCCCUUUUUAAGUCAACUGUUUCUUCAGAGCAGUGUGUUUCUGUCAGCACAAGCUCCAAUCAGAUAGUCAAACAUAGCUAUUUGUCGACAGAUCAUUUGGAACAUCUGGAAAGUAACCGAGUCCAUGCUGAAAAUAAUUAUUUGAGCCAUUUGGAAGAUGGGAUUGGCCUGACCUUAAAUCAAAGAUUUAGAAAUGAAGAACAAAGUCCUCAGUGGGAUCCAUUUGAAAGGGACUUCACUGAGGAGUUGACCCUACAGUACGACCAGAGGCUUUCCACUGGAGACAGAAUUGUUCAGUGCACUGAAUCUGAGAAAACAUUGAACCAGGGCUCCAGUGUUCACCAAUGUGUCAGGGCUAGGUUUGCAGAGAACCAUUAUGAAUGUGAUAAAUGUGGGGAAGGCUUUCAUCCAAGCUCUAACCCCAGUAUACAUAAUGGUCACCAUUUGGAAGACAGUCCUCAUAAAUAUAAUGAAUGUGGGAAAGCUCGUAACCAGUCCUCCAGUGUUGGUGAUCAUCAGAGAAUUCAUAAGGGAAAAAGCCCAUUCACAUCUAAUAAACCAGAGACCAUGUUUAGUCAGUCAUCAAGCCUAAACAUCAAUGAGAUAAUCCCUUUGGAAAAAGGAACUUACAUUUUUAAAGAAUGUGGGGAAAAUUACAACUGUAAUGAAUGUGCCAAAGCCUUUACAUCAUGCUCAAAACUUACUCAACAUCAGAGAAUUCAUACUGGAGAGAAACCUUACCAGUGUCAACAAUGUGGCAAGAGUUUUAACCACAGCUCAACACUUACUCGACAUCACAGAAUUCAUACUGGAGAGAAACCUUACCAACGUCAAGAAUGUGGCAUGGCCUUUAUCCCCAACUCAGCCUUAUACAAUAUCAGAUAA
Molecule: messenger RNA, 1758 nt
Organism: Mustela erminea (ermine)
Lineage: Eukaryota; Metazoa; Chordata; Mammalia; Carnivora; Mustelidae
Product: zinc finger protein 723-like
Exons: 10
Coding region: 1-1758 (585 amino acids)
Biological process (GO): negative regulation of transcription by RNA polymerase II
Molecular function (GO): DNA-binding transcription repressor activity, RNA polymerase II-specific
Source: RefSeq, a predicted model, not a curated record